Messenger RNA from Plodia interpunctella (Indianmeal moth), 2048 nucleotides. RefSeq lists its product as uncharacterized. The record is from RefSeq and is a predicted model, not a curated record. NCBI's taxonomy places the organism in Eukaryota, Metazoa, Arthropoda, Insecta, Lepidoptera, Pyralidae. Gene Ontology annotation, cellular component: membrane. The transcript has 15 exons. The coding region runs from base 53 to 1981 and encodes 642 amino acids. Gene Ontology annotation, molecular function: phosphatidylinositol bisphosphate binding.
CACAUUAAAUAAUAAUAUAUCUUCAAUUAGACGUGUGUUGGUAAUUUUGACGAUGUCUGUCCGUCCUCUAACCCCCGACCUGGCGGAGAAGGCCAGGGUUGAGCUCAAUGAAGACCCAAAGCGUUUGCCAGGCGACAUCCAGCAUUUGAAGGAUUGGUUGGCCAAGCAACCGCAUUUAAAAACUAGGACAGAUGAUCAAUGGCUGGUGGCCUUCCUCCGAGGAUGUAAGUUUAGUUUAGAACGUACCAAAGAGAAGUUCGACUUGUACUAUACUAUUCAAAGUACCGCUCCAGACAUGUUUAGUAUUGAUCACAAACAUCCAAAGUUUUUUGAGAUUUUGGAUCUGGGUGUCAUUAUAUUGAUUCCGGGCGGUGAAGAUGUGACAAAGCCCAGGAUAUCUCUGGUGAGGCCCGGCGCCUACGAUCCCGAUAAAUAUAAUAUUCUGGAAAUUAUGUCUGUAUCACACUACUUACAAAAGAUUGUAAUGUGGGAAGAUGACCAGGCAAUCGUGUCAGGAAUCCGAACAGUUCUGGACUUAAAUAACGUAACAAUGACACAUUUUCUACAAAUGACACCAAUGGUAAUGAAGAAAAUGGUUGUCAGUGGUCAAGAUGCUACUCCAUUCAGGUUGAAAGGCACCCAUUACUUAAAUACUCCUCCUGGAUUUGAAGUGGUUUUCAACGCUAUAAAGGGCUUGCUUAAUGAAAAAAAUAAAAGCAGGUUGUACGUGCACAACAAAAAUUAUGAAGAAAUGUACAAGGUUAUACCAAAGGACCAUUUACCGGCAGAAUACGGAGGAAAUGCAGGCACUAUCCAGGAUAUCACGAAUUACUGGAAGUAUAAGGUACAAGAGUACAGCGCUCUUCUGGACGAGGAACUGCAAUACGGUACUGACGAGUCGAAACGUCCGGGCAAGCCAAAGACUGCUGAAACCUUGUUCGGGAUCGAGGGCUCUUUCAGACAACUAGAAUUCGACUACGAGUCGACUCUGGGGUUCAAAGUUGUGAGGACCAAUAUUGACUCGCCAAGAGCACUUAGUGAAAACAAUUUGAAGAUGUCGAUACGACCUUUGAAUCCUGAGUUAGCUGAGAAGGCACGAGUUGAGCUAAACGAAGACCCUAGGAAAGUAAAAGAUGACGUACAGCACCUUAGAGACUGGUUGGCUAAACAGCCUCACAUCAGAGCAAGGACGGAUGAUCAAUCUCUGGUCACGUUCCUUCGAGGCUGCAAGUUCAGCUUGGAGCGAGCGAAACAAAAGAUUGAUCUCUACUACACUUUCCGAUCAGCUUGUCCUGAGUUUUUCACCAUCAAACAUACCCAUCCUAGAUUCCUGGAGGUUUUGAACUUAGGGGGUAUGCUGUUUUUACCUAAAACUUGGGGUCCAGCUACUCCAGCAGUCAACAUCGUCAGACCCGGAAAAUUCGACCCAAAUAAGUACAACAUAUUGGAUAUGAUGGCUGUUGCGAAUGUUUUACAGAAAAUAAUACUCCAUGAAAAUGACAAUGUAAGUAUAGCCGGUGUUCGGGGUAUUAUGGACAUGGAAGGUGCAUCUAUGGCACAUUUCUUACAAAUCACACCGAUGAUGAUGAAAAAAAUGGCAGUUUUCUCGCAGGACGCAGCACCAGUCCGCAUGAAAGGGUUCCACUACCUGAACACUCCUCCAGGUUUCGAAACACUGUUUAAUCUUAUGAAGCAGUUCUUAAACGAGAAAAACAAGAGCAGGUUGUUUGUACAUAACAAAAACUAUGAAGACAUGUACAAGCAGAUACCUAAAGAGAUUUUGCCAACGGAGUACGGUGGAAACGGUGGAUCUAUAGCAGAAAUCUUAGAUUAUUGGCGAGUCAAAGUACAACAGUACAGUGCUUGGUUAGAUGAGGACGAACAGUAUGGCGUCGACGAAUCUAAACGACCUGGCAAGCCCAAGACUGCUGAAGACCUAUUUGGAAUAGAGGGCUCCUUCAGACAACUGGAUUUUGACUAGUUUUACAUUGCCGUUGUUGUUUAGUAAUUUUAAAAUUGUGUGGAAGUAAUAAAAUUGUUCAAAUUUU